Molecule: messenger RNA, 4766 nt
Organism: Marmota flaviventris (yellow-bellied marmot)
Lineage: Eukaryota; Metazoa; Chordata; Mammalia; Rodentia; Sciuridae
Gene: Kif3c
Product: kinesin family member 3C
Biological process (GO): mitotic cell cycle; microtubule-based movement
Cellular component (GO): microtubule
Molecular function (GO): microtubule motor activity; ATP binding; microtubule binding
Source: RefSeq, a predicted model, not a curated record
GGCUGUGGCUGCGCUGCAUCCGACUGGUGGGCUCAGGACCUGGAUCGGCACCCGAGCCUGUCAUCCGGGAGGGGUCGGCGGGGUGCAGGCGGCAAUGCACCCGGGUCCCCCGCCUACGGGCCGCGCCCAGCUUGCGGCCCCCGCCCCACGGCCCCGCCCCUUGCCCCACCCCAGCCGGGAGACUUAGCUGGGGCCGCAGCGCGGCGGCGGCAACAUCACUCUCGCCGCCGCUGCUCCGCCCCAUCCCCUUCUGUUUUUCUCUCAUUCUCUGGUGGCGGCGGUGGGGAAGGCGGAGGCAGAGGCAGCAGCAGCCGCGCUGGCUGCAAUGAAUGAUCCCCCAGCUGGGGGGCAGGACUCCAGGUGAGCCUCUGCCCUCGGGAGGGCCGGGACCCCCGGCCGCCCCGCACGGCAGCCCCAGCCAUGGAUCCCUAGAGGGAGGAGGAGGAGGAGGCGAAGACAGCCCUGCCACCCACCCCCAUCCCAUUUUCCUCUUCCUUUAUCUCAUUGUUGCCGGAGCUGUUUACAGCAGCGCUCCCUCUGCCCCAGCAUGGGGCGGGCUCCCGGCACUGCCCUUCGGCAGGCGCUGCUCCCGCGGCUGCCCGGAGAUUCUGCCUAAUUCUACCUCCCCGGCCGGUACACCGAGGAUCUGAAAGCAGUGGAGGCCCGGACUGCAGCAGCAGCGGGGCCACUUCCCAGCAUCCCCACCCUAGGAGGCUGCAUGCGGAUUGAAGAGCGGCGCCUGGGGGCUGGGCCGGCCCCGCCGAUCCCGACCUAAGGAACAGGACAGCAGGACCGCCAAGGCUGCCGAGGGGAGCAGAGGAAAGGACAGAGCAGCAAGAUGGCCAGUAAGACCAAGACCAGUGAGGCCCUGAAGGUGGUGGCCCGGUGCCGCCCCCUCAGCAGGAAGGAGGAGGCAGCUGGUCACGAGCAGAUCCUGACCAUGGACGUGAAACUGGGCCAGGUGACCCUGCGGAACCCCCGUGCAGCCCCUGGAGAGCUGCCCAAGACCUUCACUUUUGACGCCGUGUACGAUGCCAGCUCCAAGCAGGCAGACCUGUAUGAUGAAACCGUGAGGCCCCUGAUAGACUCAGUGCUUCAGGGUUUCAAUGGCACAGUGUUUGCCUAUGGCCAGACGGGCACUGGCAAGACCUACACGAUGCAGGGAACCUGGGUGGAGCCUGAGCUGCGCGGGGUCAUCCCCAACGCCUUUGAACACAUCUUCACCCACAUCUCCCGCUCCCAGAACCAGCAGUACCUAGUCCGAGCCUCUUACUUGGAGAUCUACCAGGAGGAGAUUCGAGACCUUCUCUCCAAGGAGCCAGGCAAGAGGCUAGAGCUGAAGGAAAAUCCUGAGACAGGGGUCUACAUCAAGGACCUUUCUUCCUUUGUCACCAAGAAUGUCAAAGAGAUCGAACAUGUGAUGAACCUGGGGAACCAGACUCGUGCGGUGGGCAGCACCCACAUGAAUGAGGUCAGCUCCCGCUCCCACGCAAUCUUCGUGAUCACUGUGGAGUGCAGUGAGCGUGGCUCUGAUGGCCAGGACCACAUCCGUGUGGGGAAGCUCAAUCUGGUGGACCUGGCUGGCAGUGAGAGGCAGAACAAGGCAGGCCCUAACACCGCUGGAGGGACAGCCACACAGUCUACGGGUGGUGGUGGCAGUGGCAAUGGAGGUGGUGGUGGCAGCGGUGGAGAGAGACCUAAGGAAGCCUCCAAAAUCAACCUCUCUCUGUCUGCCCUGGGUAACGUGAUUGCUGCUCUGGCCGGUAACAGGAGCACCCAUAUCCCCUACCGGGACUCUAAGCUGACCCGGCUGCUACAGGACUCUCUGGGCGGGAAUGCCAAGACCAUCAUGGUGGCCACACUGGGGCCAGCUUCUCACAGCUAUGAUGAGAGCCUCUCCACCCUUCGCUUUGCCAAUCGAGCCAAGAACAUCAAGAACAAGCCUCGGGUGAAUGAGGAUCCCAAGGACACGCUGCUGCGGGAAUUCCAGGAGGAGAUUGCCCGCCUGAAGGCCCAGCUGGAGAAGAGGGGGAUGCUGGGGAAGAGGCCCCGGAGGAAGAGUAGCCGCAGGAAGAAGGCUGUAUCGGCCCCAGCUGGGUACCCUGAAGGGCCAGUGAUUGAGGCCUGGGUGGCUGAAGAGGAGGAUGACAACAACAACAACCACCGCCCGCCCCAGCCCAUCCUGGAGUCAGCCUUGGAGAAGAACAUGGAGAAUUACCUUCAGGAACAGAAGGAACGGCUGGAGGAAGAGAAGGCGGCCAUUCAGGAUGACCGCAGCCUGGUGAGUGAGGAGAAGCAGAAGCUGCUGGAGGAGAAGGAGAAGAUGCUGGAGGACCUGCGGCGGGAGCAGCAGGCCACAGAGCUGCUUGCAGCCAAGUACAAGGCCAUGGAGAGCAAGCUGCUGAUCGGUGGCAGAAACAUUAUGGAUCACACCAAUGAGCAGCAGAAGAUGUUGGAACUGAAGAGGCAGGAGAUUGCUGAACAGAAACGUCGUGAACGCGAAAUGCAGCAGGAGAUGAUGCUCCGAGAUGAGGAGACCAUGGAGCUCCGGGGUACUUACACCUCCCUGCAGCAGGAGGUGGAGGUCAAAACCAAGAAACUCAAGAAGCUCUACGCCAAGCUGCAGGCGGUGAAGGCAGAGAUCCAGGACCAACAUGAUGAGUACAUCCGCGUGCGGCAGGACCUGGAGGAGGCGCAGAACGAGCAGACCCGGGAACUCAAGCUCAAGUACCUAAUAAUCGAGAACUUCAUUCCCCCUGAGGAGAAGAACAAGAUCAUGAACCGGCUCUUCCUGGACUGUGAGGAGGAACAGUGGAAGUUCCAGCCGCUGGUGCCAGCUGGAGUGAAUAACAGCCAAAUGAAGAAGCGGCCAACAUCUGCAGUGGGCUACAAGAGGCCUAUCAGCCAGUAUGCUCGGGUUGCCAUGGCAAUGGGGUCCCACCCCAGGUAUAGGGCUGAAAACAUCAUGUUUUUGGAGUUGGACGUGUCCCCUCCAGCCGUCUUUGAGAUGGAAUUCUCUAAUGACCAAGAACAAGACCCUCGUGCACUACACAUGGAGAGGCUCAUGAGGCUGGACAGCUUUCUAGAAAGACCUUCCACAUCUAAAGUCCGAAAGUCCCGAUCCUGGUGCCAGAGUCCUCAGCGGCCUCCACCUUCCACCGCACAUGCCUCCCUGGCCUCUGCUUCUCUGCACCCUGCGACAGUGGUGGACCAUGAGUGACAGCCUUCACAGUCAGACUGCCCAUCCAACAGACUUUUAGGAUGGGGCAGCCAACCUGGGCUCAUCUCAUCUGCCGCUUGGUGUGUGUGUGUGUAAGUGUGCGUGCAUGUGCGUGUGUGUAUGUGUGAAGGGGUGAGGAUCUGGCAGAUGCUGCCUCUGCCUGCUAUUCUGCGCCUCCUUUAUUUAAUUCAUGUUAUUUAUUCGUGGAGCUCAGUUAUGUGGGGGAGGUGCCCUCGCCUGAGCAGCUUGGGCCUGUGGCCAUCACUGCAUAGUCUCCUUUUCUUCUGCCUGGAGACCCCUGGUCAGACCUCAAGCUCCUCCCUGUGUCUCCCACCCUCAGAGAGGAAGAUGGCUAGUGCCUGAGAAGACAGUACUUUUUCUACCCACCUCAUUCCAUAAUCUCCAUCUCCUCCUACCCUGAUGGUGAGCAGUCCCUAAGCACUUUCUGGGACUAGAAAACUACAGGGUGUCCACUGAGGACAAGAGACAUCCUAACAGUGUUGGGCCUGUGUUCCUGGUGGACAGAGCCUGCUCUCCACUUUCUGGGCCUCUGACAACCUCUUCUGGCCUCUUGGGCUCUUUUUCAAAGACUUAAAUGACUUCACCAAAACUCAGCCUGUGCUCUUCAGCUUUGUCAAGAACUCACAGCUUCCCAAACUCUGCUUCCUGACCACCUUCCCAGCCCUUGGAUGGGAAUUAUGAACCAACCAGUUGUAGCCAACUCAGGACCUGCUGGAAAUGGAACAGUAUUGAGACAUCGUGGACUGUCAUCAAGGGAAGUUCCUCCUCUGAGUCCCUUUGUUUCUCUCCCUCUAGAAGUUCCUAUGAUUGAGGAACUCUCCAACCAACUCCCCGCCUUUUUCUUGUUUGUAGUCAGUACUGGGGAUUGAGCCCAGGGACACUCCACCAGUGUGCCACACACCCAGUCCGUUUAUUUAUUUAUUUAUUUUAAUUUUAAGACAGGGUCUAAUUUGCCUGGGCUGACCUCGAUCUUGCAAUCCUGCCUCACCCUCUGGAAUCACUGGAUUAUAGGUGUGCACCAUUGUGCCUGGUGCAACUACCAUGGCUUCUUCCUGCUUCCAUCAUUUUUCCCUGCCCCAUCUCAGUUCAUAGUGGGAGGGAUCUGCUCCUGGCUAAAUGAAGGUAUCCAAAUCUGUGGUUUUCCUCCUGUAUUUGGCCCAGGAGAUGGAGACCCAGGCGCAAUCAUUGCUAGCCUUGCCUAAUACUUCUGUUUCUCAGUCAUAUUUUGAUGGCACGAUUUUGUUGAAAACUGAUCUGUCCAUUACCGUGUGUGCAAGUUGGUCCCUCCUCAGGAAUCUUCCAUUGUGACAGCCCAAAAUGACCCCAGGUAUCACAAGUGAUAACUAAAUUUCUACACCUACCCCCCCCAAAAAAAGAGUUAAUUUUUAUUGACUUUUUUAAAUCAUAUAAAACUUUCAUUAUUUUUUAAAAAGUCCUUGCACAUACUCAAUGCCACAAAAUUGUAUAGAGUUACUUUUUUUUUUCUUUUCUUUUCUUUUUGUUUUUGGUACUGGGGUUUGAACUC